Molecule: messenger RNA, 2348 nt
Organism: Chaetomium strumarium
Lineage: Eukaryota; Fungi; Ascomycota; Sordariomycetes; Sordariales; Chaetomiaceae
Exons: 2
Coding region: 4-2025 (673 amino acids)
Source: RefSeq, a predicted model, not a curated record
AAGAUGGGGCCCAAACCUAGCUUUGAUUUCGGCGCGAGAGGGCACAAGGGGCCCUCUCUCUUCACGCACAGCAACCAGGCGCUCAGUUUCAAGCCAUCGGAUGUAUCGAUACCCCUGAGCGGGCCCGGCUUCCACGUUCCUUCUUCUUCAUUCACCUUCGCCCCCGCAGGCUCUGACGGGAUCCCUAUCAAGUGCCCGUUCGUCAGCCGCCAGUAUCCAAGCGGCGCCAGUAGCAGCGGCUCCUCGGAUUCAGGCAGCCGGUCUCAGUCUAUGGCCGAUCUCUCCAGCGACAUGGCGAAUCUUGAGGUCCGCGGAGGCGAGGUCCAGGAUGAGAGGGACAAAGAGGAAAUGGCAUCGCUCUCCGCUGCCUCUGCGUCGGACCAGCGCAAACUCGAGUCUGAUACUGCAGGAAAUAGCCGUUCGGACGAGACGAGUGUCGAGUCUGAGUCUAGCGGUGUGGAAGACGACGCAGACCUCAGGGUCCAUCUUGGCCUCCUCCAGCGCCGUCCCGAGCUAGACGAACUCAACGAAAUUAAGACGACUCCCAUAUUCACGGAAUCCGUUCGCAGGUAUGCGAAUUCGCUGGCCGGGUUCAGCCAGGAUCGACCUUUCAGUCAGUUCGGCUUGUUGGCUGGCGACCUUACUGGUAUCACUGAUCGCGAGACCGCCGACCCGCGCAUCUUCUGGAACGUCGCUGCGCCUUCUAGCUUUUUCAUCUGUGGCAGUCAGGGAUCUGGCAAGAGCCAUACUCUGUCGUGUCUUCUCGAGAAUGCGCUUGCGCCGUGCGAGGCGAAUGUGCUGCCGCGUCCGCUGACUGGCAUCGUCUUCCAUUACGACACCUUCAUUUCCGAUUCGGGCGGCUCGCCGUGCGAAGCAGCUUGGUUGUCAUCCAACCCAAACAUUAAGGUACGGGUUCUCUGCCCGCCGACCAAUAUCGGUACAAUGCAGCGGAUAUACAAGAGGUUUCCCAACAUCAGGGUUGAAGAGCUGCGCCUCAACGAGUCCGACCUCAACACUAAGCGGAUGCUCGACCUAAUGGCUGUCACCACUGGCGGCAAUCUGCCGCUCUAUCUCCACGUUGUGCAGCGCAUCCUCCGCGAGCUCCGGGUCCUUCAGCAGAAGACCAACAUGGCCUUCAGCUACACGGCCUUCAAGCAAAUGCUGGCUCUGGAGAACCUGACCGAGAUGCAACUAGCUCCGCUCAAACAGCGGCUCGAGACGCUCGAGUCCUUCAUGGUCGAGAGCCAGGCCAAAGCCUACGACAUGUUCAACGCGACUCAGGGUCGCGGACGCAAAGCGAAGUCCGCGGCAGCCAAGAGUCCCGGCACGUCCUGGGCCCCGCGGAACGGCCACCUCACGAUCGUCGACCUCUCGUGCCCGUGCGUCACCCCGGAGAUGGCCUGCUCGCUCUUCAACAUCUGCCUCUCCCUCUUCCUCGAGCAGGACCCGGCCGCCGUGGGGCGUAUCGUCGCGCUCGACGAGGCCCACAAAUACAUGACCGACUCCCAGGAGUGUGCCGCGCUCACCGAGGCCCUGCUGGCCACCAUCCGGCUGCAGCGCCACCUGGGCGCGCGCGUGGUGAUCUCCACGCAGGAGCCCACCAUCAGCCCGAAGCUGCUGGACCUGUGCAGCGUCACGGUCGUGCACCGGUUCACGUCGCCCGACUGGCUGAACGCGCUGCGGAAGCACCUGGCCGGCGUGUCGUCCGGUGCGAGGCUGUUGGAGAAGGCGAGGCGGCUGAAUAUGAGUGGCGAAGCGGAAGACGACGAGGAGGGGGAGGGAGGAGAAGAGGGUGGAGUUGGGGCGCUCAAGAUGGGCGACGCGGAUCCGGCGCUGGAGCUGUUCUCCAGGAUUGUGGAUUUGCGGGUUGGCGAGGCGCUGAUGUUUGCGCCGAGCGCCAUCAUCGGGGUGAAGAAGAAGGAGAGCGGUACGGGAGUUGUGAAACGCCUCGCUCACGGCGUGCUGAAGGUGCGGAUUCGGAACCGUACGACUGCGGAUGGAGGGCGCAGCAUCAUGGCUGCUUAAUUCCGCGUUUUCCCCGUCCUUUGGUGUGUUGGGAUUUGGGGUCUUUGCCGUGCUUUGUGAGGGCUCCGUUGGGGAGAGCAGGCGUUAGGAUUACUCGGGUUUUUGUGUUGUGUUGUUUUGUGUUAUGAUACCAUGGCUUGUUUAGACUCUCCAGGGAGGUAGCCUGUUGGAUUCCCGAAGGGGAGCCCGGAUGAGUGGGUUGGACAUCCCGCUGAUAGAUUACCUGUAGACGAUAGAGUGCGAUGCCGUAAUAAACUCUUAGAUCGCAUGCCGGCCAUCUCAGCGAGACGUAGGCUAGACUAGGAGUCAGCGAUGGCCCAAGG